Brienomyrus brachyistius is the source of this 2751-nucleotide messenger RNA. It is a transcript of the gene pcyox1, whose product is annotated as prenylcysteine oxidase 1. Gene Ontology annotation, molecular function: prenylcysteine oxidase activity. The coding region runs from base 190 to 1716 and encodes 508 amino acids. The record is from RefSeq and is a predicted model, not a curated record. Gene Ontology annotation, biological process: prenylcysteine catabolic process; prenylated protein catabolic process. Lineage: Eukaryota; Metazoa; Chordata; Actinopteri; Osteoglossiformes; Mormyridae. The transcript has 7 exons.
ACGUGCACAAACAGUAGAACAUCGCCUUUACCCAUAUUAACUGAACACGGAAGUUUACUUCGUUCAAAUACAGAAGUUAUUCUUCACCGUUUGUUCUAAUAGCUGAUCUUGCAGCUGCCUGCUCCCGUGCAAAAGACGGUUUUCUCCCUGGGAAUGACGUUAGUCUUUUAAAGUGGAUGCCAACUCAGGAUGCUAUCGACACUUUUGCCGACCCGGACGCUACUCUUUCUGGGGCUGUGCUUGACCGGUCGUCGCGGUCUGGCUUCCGCUCCUGAGCUCAGGGAACAGCCCAAAAACAUCGCUGUGAUUGGAGCCGGCAUCGGUGGUACAGCCACAGCCUUUUUCCUGCGUCAGGAGUUUGGUGCGGGGAUUAAAAUUGACGUGUUUGAGGCUGGGACAGUGGGGGGCCGUCUGGCCACCGUAAAGGUCGGAGAUGAGGGCUAUGAGACUGGCGGCUCCAUCAUCCAUCCUCUAAACCUGCACAUGAAACACUUUGUGGAUACGCUGGGCCUCUCUCCACGCAAGGAUGUCCCCACCAAGGUGGCCAUCUUUGAUGGAGAGCAGUUGAUCUUCGAAGAGAGUGACUGGGUCAUUGUGAACUUCUUCCGCAUGGUGUGGAGAUACGGCUUUAAUUUCUUGCGCUUGCAGAUGUGGGUGGAGGGCAUGCUGGACAAGUUCAUGAGGAUCUACCAGUACCAGCAAUACGGCUACUCCUUCACCUCGCUGGAAAAGCUUCUGCACGCAAUGGGCGGAGACGAAUUCCUCCAGAUGGUUAAUAAGACCCUGGAGGAGGCCAUGCUGAAGGCGGGGUUCUCACAGAGCUUUGUGAACGACAUUGUGGUUCCGGUCACACGUGUCAACUACGGGCAGAGUGUCCGCAUCAACGCCUUCGUAGGUGCUGUGUCCCUGGCGGGGGCAGAUUCGGGACUGUGGGCCGUAGACGAGGGGAACAAGAGGGUCUGCUCUGGGCUCCUGUACCACAGCAAAGCCGAGCUGAUCCCAGCACGGGUGACAGGUAUCACCCAAAAGAUGCGGGCUUCCAGGGCGAGUGGAACAGUGCCUCAGUUCGAGGUCAGCUACAAUGGGGAGUCUGGCUCCGCCUACUCUUUGUAUGACAUUGUCAUCGUGGCCACGCCUCUCCACCAACGUCUCUCCCAGAUUGCCUUCUCGGGCUUCUCUCCGCCAAUCCCUUCUUACUUUCCAGGACGCUACCAGCAGACAGUCAGCACUCUGGUCCGCGGCGUCCUCAACAUGUCAUUCCUGGGGAGUACCGAGAGCCCCUCGGACUUCAGGGUGUCCGAUAUCCUCACCAAAGAGCACGGUGGUCUGGCUAUCAACAGUCUGAGCUCCCUCGACCCAGUCCACAUCCCGGACGGCUACGUCCGUCCCCCAGCUAGUGUCAAGAAAGUGUGGAAGGUGUUUUCUCCCCAACCACUUUCGGAGGACCAGUUCAGGCAGAUGUUCCUCUCCUGGGACGUGAUAUCAGUAGAGCCAUGGCUGGCGUACCCCGCCUACAGCCCUCCCCACCGCAAGCCCCCAUUUAUCCUACACGAUCACCUGUACUACCUGAAUGCAAUAGAGUGGGCAGCCAGCGCCAUGGAGAUGAGUGCCAUCGCGGCACGGAAUCUGGCUUUGUUGGCACACCAUCAGUGGCAUGGUCUGCAGGGAAAGGUGGACCAGGAGGACCUGCAUAGCAGACUAAGGAACGAGCUGUAGGUGCGGAGGUGCAGUUGAGGGGGUGGUAAGGAUAUGCAGGUUGGGGGGGGUCCAUAAUCUUAGAUACAAACAGUGCCUUGCAGUUAUUCAGGGAUGACCCACCUUCAUCCAUGAGGAGGGCUGCCUUCGAGGCAGCGUCUCUUCGAGCUGUGGUCUGUUUCAUUGUUUGAAGGGUAGUUUAAUUGUACCCAUUCAGCAAUAACAAGUAUUUUUCAGGGUAAUGUAAUAGUGUCCUUACACAACAAGGGUUCAAGACACCCAUAGCUGAAACUUUCUGGUUCAACCAUGUCUGUUUAGCAGAAUGAUUUCAGCGUUGGUUUUGCGAAUACAUUAAGGAGACAUUAUUUUUGAAAGAGGAGAGCAGUUCGGUCUGGACCAGUCUGGUUGUUUACAUUAAAAAAUCUCUUACAGGUUUAGGUAAUGUUUCCUCUUUCAUGCAUUUGAAGUAAAAUGGAUGGGAAUGAGAGGGGCAGUAACUCCAGGCCUCUGUGAGGACGCUCCCCUUCUCACGGACUUCUCAGAUAUAAUGUCCAGUUCCAUCAGUAGAGUGUCUCUGAUUUCUCUGCGAUUUUUCUCAGUUGUGUAAUUCCUUAAAUGAUUUACAAAACCCAAGUGUGGCGUAAUACUAAUUUUAGUACUUGUUAGAUAAGAUGAACCAUAUUGAUCUCUGGGGAAAUUCUUGAUGUAUGCAGCAGAAACCUGGUUUAAAAUAAUAGCUUUAAACUUUUGGAUGACGUGCCAGUGUGAGGAAGUAGCCUUCUGAUCCUCAUCCGCAUCCUUACUAAUAGCAUGAGCCUUCUGACCGAUUGCACUGUGGGCCGCUGGCUGAGCCGACGCUGAAGUGGCUUCACGUCACGGCAGCCCUCCCUCUCGGCCUCGAUCCUUCCUGCUGCUUUGAUCCCCAGCGUGCUUACAGGGGGGGCUGCAGCAGUCACGUAGCACUAAUGAAGCCCAUGCUGUCAUACUACGUCCCAGUUUACCGCACUCACUGUUGCAUACUGGUCUCCGUCAAUAAAUCAGGUCUGUUCACAUGGA